GGGGGUGGACAGUGGAUCCUCCACCAGCAGCAGUGUCCUAGUCGUCGUGUAUCCUGAUGGCAUCUAUUCUACUUGUACUGCCGGGAGGCCGGCCGGAGCUGGUGGCUGCUCCUGUUGCAUUGCGAUGGCAAGUGGAGUGAGUGAUUGCGAAUGUGACCGACGACGGGCUCAUCUUCUUCUCUUUUACACUAGAGCAUGAUGCAUGGGCAGGAGCUGUCCUAUGACUCCUAUCCCUCCUCCUUCCUAGCCAUGGACGACAUGCACCGCCAACUCCAAGCACCACCAGCCUGCCAAAGCCACAGCAGCAGCAGCAGCAUCUUCUUUUUCUUUUUCUUAGCAGCGGUCAUCAUCUACUGCGUCGUGAUCAUCAGACGAUUGAUCAAAUUCCAAGGGAGGAGGAGGGUGAAGAAUGAUCAUGCAGCAGCAGCAGCAGCACCACCACCACCACCACCACCGAGAAGGGGUAGCCGCUGGUGGUGGUCCGUCGUGGAGACGCUGGCCUUCCUGUCCGCCAACAGCAGCGGCAGGGGCUUCUACCACUUCGUGGAGGCUCGCCACCGCAGGUACGGUCCCGGCCCCUGCUUCCGCACCUCGCUCUUGGGCGCCACCCACGUGUUCGUCUCGUCGGCCGACGCCGCCAGGUCGCUCCUGGGCGCCGAGCCAGCCGGCUUCUCGAAGCGCUACGUGCGCACCGUGGCGGAGCUCCUCGGCGAGCACAGCCUGCUGUGCGCCUCCCACGCCACCCACCGCGCCCUGCGGCGCGCCGUGGCGCCCCUCUUCAACGCGCAGGCCACGGCGUCCCUGGCCGCCACCUUCGACGGCCUCACGCGGAGGCUCAUGAAGCGCGACUGGAGCAGCAGCACUGGGGCCGUGGUGGUGCUCGACGCCGCGCUGGACCUAACAUUCGAGGCCAUCUGCGACAUGCUCAUCGGGAGGACGCUGCGGCCCGAUGCGAGGAGGCGGCUGCAGAGCGACGUGCUGGCCGUGACGCGGGCCAUGCUGGCGUUCCCGCUCAGGCUGCCGGGGACCAGGUUCCACGCGGGCCUCCGGGCCAGGAAAAGGAUCAUGGACGUGCUCAGGCAAGAGAUAGGAUCAAGACAGAGACAGAUCAUGGACAUGGAGGAGGAGGAGGAGGAGCAGCAGCACGGCGACGACUUUCUGCAGAGCCUUCUUCUUCUCAGGAGUAGGAGGAGGAGGCGGAGCCAGCAGCAACAACACCUUUUACCAUCGUCGUCAGCUCAUCAUAACGACGACGACGACCUCUUCCUCACUGACGACCAGAUUCUCGAUAACAUCUUGACGCUCAUCAUUGCCGGGCAGGUGACGACAGCGAGCGCAAUUACAUGGAUGGUCAAGUACCUGGCUGACAACAAAGUCUUCCAAGAAACCUUGAGGUCAGUUCAGCUGGAGCUGAAGCAGCAGCAGCAGCAGGAGGAGGCAGAUCAUGAUCUCCUCCAACAUCUCAACAGCAUGGAGCUUGCAUACAUGGUGUCUACGGUUAAAGAAUCAUUGAGGAUGGCGAGCAUAGUUUCCUGGUUUCCAAGGGUAGCACUCGAGGACUGCCAGGUCGCAGGGUUCCACAUCCACAAGGGGUGGAUUGUGAACAUUGAUGCGAGGGCCCUACACUACGAUGCGACGCUCUACCACAACCCCACCAUGUUUGAUCCUUCAAGAUUCAAAGGCGGGCAUAGCAUGCACACGAAGCAGCCGUACAGCUUCCUGGUGUUUGGAGCAGGCGGGAGAACCUGCCUGGGGAUGAACCUCGCCAAAAUCAUGAUGCUCAUUUUUCUGCACCACCUUGUUACAACAUGGAGAUGGGAGAUGGCCGACGACGACCCCAGCCUUGAGAAGUGGGCAAUGUUUCCCAGGCUCAGAAACGGAUGCCCCAUUCACCUCGCACGCAUAUGAUGAUUAAGCAUGCACUAGCUACCAGAGGAAACUAGUAUAUAUCUUCUGUAACCCUAAACCACAAUGCAACCACAAAGCACCGAUGUGAUGUGUACUUUAUUUUCACCACCUUAUGUAUGUAAUUGUCUCGCAUGUUAUAUCAAGAGAAGUACUCUAUUCCUCUCUCUCUCUUAUGGAGCUCUUGUCGGUUUAGGCUAUUAAAGAGCUUAAUUGA
This is a messenger RNA of Zea mays, 2122 nucleotides long. RefSeq names its product putative cytochrome P450 superfamily protein. Gene Ontology annotation, biological process: multicellular organism development; brassinosteroid homeostasis; sterol metabolic process. The coding region runs from base 196 to 1908 and encodes 570 amino acids. The transcript is spliced from 4 exons. Gene Ontology annotation, molecular function: monooxygenase activity; oxidoreductase activity, acting on paired donors, with incorporation or reduction of molecular oxygen; heme binding. The record is from RefSeq and is a predicted model, not a curated record. Lineage: Eukaryota; Viridiplantae; Streptophyta; Magnoliopsida; Poales; Poaceae.